AUGAAACUGGUAGGGAAGGGAAAUGCUAAUAUAGUUUUAGAAGAUACCAAUGAUAAUUCCCCAAUUAAAAGACUGUAUCGUAUCAGUACUAGAUACAACACCAUUGUAGAAAACAAUGACUAUACUCUUCGCAAUUGGAAUUAUAUCGAACAAAGGAUUAAACCAUUAUUAAUGGAUUAUUUAUGUGGUAUGGAAUUGUAUAAUAUGACUAGAGACAAACUAUACAACGUCCAAGAGGUUCAAACUUUAUUACAAUCAAGUGAUGACCUUAUAAAAUGCAUUAAGAUGGAAGAUCUUCGAUUACCCGCCGAAGAUGGGGGUGCCUCCGCAUCCAAAAACAUCACGCGGUACAAGGAUCAUUAUUUGAAGAUAUAUACCACCACCUCAGAUAUACUAUUUGAAUUGAAACCUAAGUGGCUAUAUUCCGUUAGCGUAGGUUAUUGUAGAACUUGCACACAUGCCACCAUGAUAAAAAGAAAUUUUCUGAUAUGCCCCUGUCUGCUUGUCACAGAUCCAGCAGAAGCUGUGGAACGUAUUUGCUCAUCUUCAUUAAAUAUAUAUCAUAAACAGCUGACUGAAUAUUUCAAAGACCCCUCGAAUAUAUUACAAUGCCUUUACAGACUACAACAGAAAUGGGAUCCAAUACGUCAACUUAGACACCAAUCCCCUAUAGAUCUAAAUACGCUCUGCACAGCAAUGACUCUAAGAGAUGUAACUAUAUUUAUCAGAAGCUCUAUAUCUGGCCAGAUUGCUGCUCGGAUCGUGGAUGUUGACCUAAAGCCUAAAAGUAAGCUAGAACAUUGGCUUGCAACCCAGAAUAAGCUAGAUACUCUUCCAGACGCUUCCAAAGUGAUCCACAUAAAAAAAAACAAACCUCGUAGCAAUCUGUUACUUCCGUGA
Molecule: messenger RNA, 900 nt
Organism: Henningerozyma blattae CBS 6284
Lineage: Eukaryota; Fungi; Ascomycota; Saccharomycetes; Saccharomycetales; Saccharomycetaceae
Gene: IPK1
Product: inositol pentakisphosphate 2-kinase
Exons: 1
Coding region: 1-900 (299 amino acids)
Biological process (GO): inositol phosphate biosynthetic process
Cellular component (GO): nucleus
Molecular function (GO): inositol-1,3,4,5,6-pentakisphosphate 2-kinase activity; ATP binding
Source: RefSeq, a predicted model, not a curated record